Messenger RNA from Fusarium poae, 1029 nucleotides. RefSeq lists its product as uncharacterized. Lineage: Eukaryota; Fungi; Ascomycota; Sordariomycetes; Hypocreales; Nectriaceae. The coding region runs from base 1 to 1029 and encodes 342 amino acids. The record is from RefSeq and is a predicted model, not a curated record. The transcript has 4 exons.
AUGAUUAUCAACAGAGAAGCGGAACUUGUCAAUAGGUACCCUCUACCAGGGGACAACCAAGUUGAUAAUCCUGAUAAUAAGCUCAAGAAGGGCCUCGGCGUUCAUUGCAUGGCCAAAUUCAAGAGCCUUAACAUGUAUGAGAUAUUGGAUGAUAUGAUUAUUCAUUCUCAUGAUAGGGAAGACAGGACAGCGAAGGAACGUCCUUGUAGUAAACCCCAUGAGAACAACAUGACCUCUCGGCAAGAGAGAUAUUCCAAGAGAACAUCUCGGAAGAGAAGAGAAGGAUCCAAUAAGCAAGUAGAUAGAACUUUGCAGUAUCAACAGACGGAUAUCACUGAUAUCAUUGUCUCAUUAUAUCGCAUCUUCCCUUUGGCACAUUCGGCAAUUCGAAUAUCUUCCAUCUGGCACAUUUGGCAAUUCGAACAUCCUCCAUCUGGCACAUUCGGCAAUUCGAACAUCCUCCAUCUGGCACAUUCGGCAAUUCGAACAUCCUCCAUCAUGCCAGGAAACAACACCACAGAAUACCCACCUGCAUUGAGACACAUUGUUCAGCCCGGAGAGGAAGAUGUUGCAACAACUUCUGGCGGUGUACGCAUGCACGUGGGCGCCGCUGGGAGAAGGCAAUUCCAGGAGGUCUGGCUCUGGCCUGCAAGUUACCACAAGGAAAUGACGCCAGCCUACAACGUCCAAACACAUGGUCCAUCACACUCGACACAGUCUCUAUUACCAUCGGGUAUGGAACUGGAACCAAAUGAUGUAGCUGUCCGUAUGCUGGAGAUUGGCUUGGUCAUUGCGGACGAACCAGAUCUGUACGUAGACAGAGGCCAUUCACGAAACAAGUAUCGAGAGCAACAACGAAAGGAGCGAGGCAUCCUCACUCGCAAUUCAAACGUAUUCAGAGCCUAUAUCAAGGCAAGCGACUACAUUCAACCACAGGCGAAGACAUUCAUUGGCUGCAUGCUUUUGGACGGUCGCCUUUGCGCUUUGAAGAUCAAAAUCGACAGCAUCUUCUUCUACAAGGAAUUCUAG